Molecule: messenger RNA, 1125 nt
Organism: Diaporthe citri
Lineage: Eukaryota; Fungi; Ascomycota; Sordariomycetes; Diaporthales; Diaporthaceae
Exons: 2
Coding region: 1-1125 (374 amino acids)
Cellular component (GO): cytoplasm
Molecular function (GO): phosphatase activity
Source: RefSeq, a predicted model, not a curated record
AUGGUUGCCCUCGCCACUUCGCUCCUCCUCGCCCUGGCCUCGGCCUCAGUGGCCUGGAAGACCGGAGCAGAGAAAUGCGAUGCCUACAGCCAUUACAUCAACUACACCACAGUACCAGGGUUUUUCCUGCAACAUGAGGCCGGCACAGAUGCUUCAACAUUUGACUACACCACAGUCAGCUUCGGUCUCCUUAAUAGGACUUAUCCCACGGACUCAUUCUACGGAAGAAAUCUCCAGAACCAGACUCAAUGGCAGCGUUUUUCAGCCUACAUUGACGCAUUGAACGCAAACUCCAGCGAUGAUGUUGCGUACAAGGUUUUGUUCCUGGCAAGGCACGGUGAGGGCUACCAUAACGCGGCUGAGUCUUUCUAUGGCACUCCUUCUUGGAACUGUUACUGGGCUGAAGAAGAGGGCAAUGCUACUGUCACCUGGAGAGAUGCUCUCUUGACGUCAGACGGCAUUGCGCAGGCUCAGAAGGCGAACGCGUUCUGGAAGAGCCAGAUAGCCACAGCUGGGCUCCCAGCGCCCGAGUCAUAUUACACCUCACCACUGCGGAGGUGUCUCUAUACCGCUAAUGUCACAUUUGGCGGCCUUGAUCUCCCCACGGAUAGACCGUUCACACCAACUAUAAAGGAGUUCUUCCGCGAGGGUAUUAGCAUCCACACAUGCGACAGUCGCUCCAACCGCACCCACAUCUCCAGCCUCUUCCCCGCUUGGGGGUUUGAGCCCGGCUUCCCGGAACAAGACCCCUACUGGAACGGCAUCACGGGCGAGGACUCCUCCAGCCAAGCGGCGCGCUCAAAGAUCGUGCUCGACCAGGUCUUCAGCGAGGACGACGCAACCUGGCUUUCCGUCACGAGCCACUCAGGCGAGAUCUCGACCAUCCUGUCCGUGCUUGGGCACCGAGCUUUCCGCCUCGCGACAGGCCAGGCGAUUCCGGUGCUCGUCAAGGCGGAGAGGCAGUACCAGGCGUACCCGUCUACAACUGUUGCUGGCUGGACGUCUCGGGCGACCUGUACUGCGCCGCCGGUCACUAGCCUUGCUACUGGCGGGUGCGUCUGUUCUAGUGCGACGGCGACGGCUACGGCGACUCCCACGGCGGCGGGGGCAGCAAUGAGAGGCUAG